UUACAACUUCUUACGGGUCUGAAUGAACAGUACGAAAAUACCGCCUCUGUCAUCCAACAAAUGAAGCCUCUUCCUGAUUUCUAUGAUACCCGCUCGAGGUUAUGUAUGGCCGAAUCCCGCAAAAUAAAUCAGGUUCAUCAAUCGGCCCAAUCGGCAGGCACCGUUCUUCACACCGCGGCUGAGCCGCCACAUCAUGACAAGUCCGAUUCUCGGGAGCAGCGUAGUGAAUCUUCAGACAGGGGCCGCGGUCGCGGACGUGGCCGCGGUCGUGGAAGAGGGCGACACAACAGUAGCGGCGGUCGAGGUAGGGGAGGUUCAGGUUACUCCGGUCAAUCAUCUGGUGGCGGCGGUUAUCCGCAUACCCUUGGGAAUCAUAACAGUAGCGGCUUCUUCCCUUGGCCCUACUACACCCCUUGGGUCGGCCCAAAUGCUCCUCAGUCACCACAUAAUCUUCCUUGGGCUUCUAUCCCACCUUCUCCCUACCCAACUAAACCAACUAAUUCGGCUGCGGGCAUUCUAGGACCUCGUCCAAAUCAGGCUUUUGCUGCCAUGCCCACUGAUAUCAACCAGGCUAUGUACGCGAUGUCGCUAAACGACCCCUCUUGGGCCAUGGAUACAGGUGCCACAGGAUCUCAAGACUCGGAACCCUAUCCUACGAUGCAAUAGUUCUGGAGAUCUAUACACCUUUGAUCCAUCCCAAGUCAUCAAGUUCACUCCUCCUACCGCCCUCACUGCUAUUUCUCAAGACACAUGGCAUCAACGACUCGGUCACCCCAGAUCGUCUUUAUUGCAUUCUCUUAAACAUUCUGAUUUUAUUACUUGUGGACCUUUAAAGAAUAAUGUUUGUCAAU
Molecule: messenger RNA, 851 nt
Organism: Helianthus annuus (common sunflower)
Lineage: Eukaryota; Viridiplantae; Streptophyta; Magnoliopsida; Asterales; Asteraceae
Product: 5'-3' exoribonuclease 2-like
Exons: 2
Coding region: 61-666 (201 amino acids)
Source: RefSeq, a predicted model, not a curated record